Molecule: messenger RNA, 560 nt
Organism: Heterobasidion irregulare TC 32-1
Lineage: Eukaryota; Fungi; Basidiomycota; Agaricomycetes; Russulales; Bondarzewiaceae
Exons: 5
Coding region: 55-477 (140 amino acids)
Biological process (GO): protein peptidyl-prolyl isomerization
Molecular function (GO): peptidyl-prolyl cis-trans isomerase activity
Source: RefSeq, a predicted model, not a curated record
GGUGACGCGACGCGACACGUCGCACUUGAUCGCACACUGCCAGUUCUCCACAUCAUGCAGCUGUUCAACUGGCUCUCCGCCCUUGCCUUCGGCUUGCUUGUCUCUGCUGCUGAACCCCCCACCGAGCUCAAGAUUGACACGACGUAUCUGCCGGCAGACUGCUCCACGAAGGCGCAGAAGGGAGACGCGAUCAAAGUCCAUUAUACGGGCACGCUUUUCUCUAACGGGAAUAAGUUUGAUUCAAGCGUCGACCGUGGUGAACCGCUGCCUCUGACACUGGGUGUCGGACAGGUCAUUCGCGGCUGGGACGAGGGUCUCAUCGGCAUGUGUCGUAACGAGAAGCGCACCCUCACCAUCCCGUCCCACCUGGCUUAUGGAUCUCGCGGGUUUGGAAACGUUAUACCUGCCAACUCUGCACUGGUCUUCGACGUGGAGCUUGUCGGCUUAGACACCAAGGGUCCUCGUGAAGAGCUCUAAGUGGAAUGUCAACGUAAUACCGUGAUGUUAUAUCGGUACUUCACAACUACUCCAGUUGGCACCUGCCCACUCGUUACUGACUG